Gryllus bimaculatus (two-spotted cricket) is the source of this 1092-nucleotide messenger RNA. Lineage: Eukaryota; Metazoa; Arthropoda; Insecta; Orthoptera; Gryllidae. The record is from the annotation of a GenBank genome assembly.
AUGGCGUACGUGCAGCCGCCGCCCCCGCCGCCGUCGGCGUCCACCGCCGCCGCGCCCGCCGCCAGCCCGGGCCCCAUCGCCGACUUCUUCCGCGGGCGCGCCGUGCUGGUCACCGGCGCCACAGGCUUCAUGGGCAAAGUGCUGGUGGAGAAGCUGCUGCGUUCGUGCCCCGAGGUGGCCACCGUCUUCCUGCUGAUGCGGCCCAAGCGCGGCCAGGACCCCGAGCUGGGCAUCGGCGCCACGGACCAGCGCAUCCUGGCCGAGAGCGUGUCCGUCGUGUUCCACGCCGCCGCCACCGUCAAGUUCGACGAGAAGCUGAAGCUGUCCGUGGCCAUGAACGUGCAGGGCACCAGCCGGCUGGUGCAGCUGUGCCACAGGAUGGCCAAGCUGGAGGCGCUCGUGCACGUGUCCACGGCCUACUGCAACUGCACGCAGGCGGAGGUGGAGGAGCGCGUGUACGCGCCGCCCGCGGACCCCGAGCAGAUCGCGCAGUGCAUCGAGUGGAUGGACGACGAGCUCAUCGACGGCAUCACCCCCAAAAUCUUGGGCGACCACCCCAACACAUACACGUUCACCAAGGCCCUGGCCGAGAACGUGCUGGUGUCGCAGGCCGGCAACCUGCCCGCCGCCAUCGUACGCCCCUCCAUUGUGACGGCGUCGUGGCGCGAGCCGCUGCCGGGCUGGGUGGACAACCUGAACGGGCCGACGGGGCUGCUGGCCGGCGCCGGGAAGGGCCUGCUGCGCACCAUGUACUGCCACCGGAACCUCGUGUCGGACAUCGUGCCCGUCGACAUCGCCAUCAACUUGCUGCUGGCCGUCGCCUGGCACACCGCCGUCAACAGGCCGAACGGCAUCGCGGUGUACAACUGCACGUCGGGCAGCACGAACCCGCUCAAGUGGGGCCAGAUCGAGGAGUACGGGCGCGAGUUCGUACGCAAGAUCCCGUUCAACGACGUCAUCUGGUACCCCGGCGGCAGCUUCAAGAGCAACCGGCUGCUGAACGCCGCCUGCCACGUGGCGCUGCACCUCGCGCCCGCCUACGCACUCGACGCCGCCGCGCGCAUCUCCGGACGCAAGCCCAUCCACAACUAG